Pistacia vera is the source of this 1304-nucleotide messenger RNA. Its product is annotated as cytosolic sulfotransferase 15-like. Gene Ontology annotation, cellular component: cytoplasm. Gene Ontology annotation, molecular function: sulfotransferase activity. The transcript has a single exon. Gene Ontology annotation, biological process: sulfation. Lineage: Eukaryota; Viridiplantae; Streptophyta; Magnoliopsida; Sapindales; Anacardiaceae. Bases 68 to 1138 code for a protein of 356 amino acids. The record is from RefSeq and is a predicted model, not a curated record.
UCUCCUAAAUUUGCAUGCCAAUUCAUCUCAUUUUCUCCUCUUUAUAACCAAAAGAAACACAUUCACAAUGCCAAGCUCAACAGUCACUACCACUUCAAUGGCUGUGACUCAUGGCCAUUACACAAAAACCCAAUUUGUAGCGGCAAAAAUUGAAGAUGAUGAAGAAGAGAAAUUCUUAACACAAGAGUGUAAGGAAUUGCUUCUUUGUCUUCCAAGACAGAAGGGUUGGAGAACUCCAUAUCUUUAUGAAUUCCAGGGCUUUUGGUGCCAGCCGAAGGAGAUUCAAGCCAUUCUUUCUUUCCAAAACCACUUCAUAUCUCAAGAAUCCGAUGUCAUUUUAGCCACAAUACCAAAAUCAGGUACCACUUGGUUGAAAGGUUUGGUUUUUAGCAUCAUGAAUCGUAAACGUUUCGAUGUUAUCGAUUCAAAAGCUCACCCUUUACUCCACUCAAAUCCUCAUGAUCUCGUGCCUUUCUUCGAGUACAAGCUCUACUCAAACAACCAAAUCCCCGACCUCUCAAAGUUCCCCGACCCUCGACUUUUCGCCACCCAUAUCCCAUUCAAUUCGUUAAUGCUGCAAGAAUCGAUCAAAAACGCCAGCCCGAAGAUCGUUUAUUUGUGCCGAAACCCUCUUGAUACUUUCAUCUCUUCAUGGCAUUUUGUGAACAACUUGAGACCAAAAUCUCUGCCCCCAUUUCAAAUGGAGGAAGCUUUCAAAAUGUAUUGCGAUGGAAUUAUUGGGUUUGGUCCAUUUUGGAAGCAUAUGUUAGGGUAUUGGAAUGAGAGCUUGAAGCAUCCCAACGGGGUUUUGCUCUUGAGGUAUGAGGAAAUGAGAGAAGACACUGUUUCGAACUUGAAGGAAUUGGCAAAAUUUUUGGGGUGUCCUUUUUCGGUGGAGGAGGAAAAGGAGGGAGUGAUCAAAGAGAUAGCGAAGUUGUGUAGCUUUGAUAAAAUGAAGAAUCUGGAGGUGAACAAAUCGGGGAAAUCGAUCAAGAACUUUGAGAAUAAGCACUUGUUUAGAAAGGGUGAAGUUGGAGAUUGGGUGAAUUAUUUGUCUCCUUCGAUGGUGGAGCAACUUUCUCAAAUCAUGGAGGAGAAGUUGGAUGGCUCUGGUCUCACAUUCAAGCUCUUUUCUUAGGAAGUUUAAGGCUAAAAUUUAUCGUUCUCGGAGGGAAGAAUGGACAAGUAAAACAUCAUCGAUAUUAUCCAUAAAUAAAAUCGACCUAUUAUAUAUAUGAAUUUAAUUAUGAUUGAUUAGGUUGUUCUAAAAAAUACAUAUGUAACAAGAUUUUAUCAUUUAAAAG